This is a messenger RNA of Nerophis ophidion (straightnose pipefish), 2979 nucleotides long. Its product is annotated as radial spoke head protein 3 homolog B-like. The record is from RefSeq and is a predicted model, not a curated record. Bases 106 to 1107 code for a protein of 333 amino acids. Gene Ontology annotation, cellular component: cilium. The transcript has a single exon. Lineage: Eukaryota; Metazoa; Chordata; Actinopteri; Syngnathiformes; Syngnathidae.
GUCACAAAGAGGCGUGAGGGUAAAAACAUGUGCAUGUGUUUUUGAACAUCUUCAGCAGGUGUAGGCUGUAUAUUUUCUAAUAAUCUUUGUAAGUUAUUUUACCGGAUGGCUUUUGUUUCAAAUAGCCAGCGAGGUAAAAGUGGAACCUACGUGUUCUCUAGUCGACCCAGACCCGUUGAGAGCCGAUCCAAGUGCAGUUCUGGGUCUCCCACAGAGCAAUCUCAGUAUGGAAGUAUUAUGUAUGAUCGGCGUGUCAUCAGGGGAGGCAGCCGGUCACAACACGUGUUGCCGGCCAAGUCAGCAAUGCAGGCCGCCGACAUCCAGCAACAGCACAGCUUCAGGGGGAGGUCCGUGGAUCUCAUGCGGUCCAGAGAAGCCUGGUUCAAGUCUGGUGACGCCCUGCCCGGCAGAAAACACGUUGACGUGCAAACCGAGUCCUACCUGGAAGAGCUGAGUCUGAUUUUGGUGACUAAAAACAUCGACUGCCAAACGGAUAGCUUCCUCGAUCGACCCGCAUCUCCGCUCUUCAUCCCCGCCAAGUCCGGCGAUGACGUCGCCACGCAGAUCGAGGUGGGGGAGCUGUUCGACUUCGACCGGGAAGUGCAGCCGUUGUUGGAGGUCCUGGUGGGGAAGACCAUUGAGCAGUCCCUCCUGGAGGUGCUGGAGGAGGAGGAACUGGCCUGCCUGAGGGCCCAGCAGAGGGCCUUCGAGCAGCUGAGGAACGCUGAGCUGGCGGAGCUGCAGCGCCUGCAGGAACAGGAGCGGCGGCGCAACGAAGAGAAGGAGUGCAGGAUCGCCCAGCAGAGGGAGGCAGUGAGGAAGGAAAAAGAAACCGCUGAGAUGAUCGCCGCGCAGGCCUGUGCGCAGCAGUUUUUGGCCAAACUUUUCCCCGCGGUCUUUGCCUCGCUGAGGAGACACGGAUACUUUUACGACCCCGUGGAAAGAGACAUCGAAACCAAUUUCUUCCAGUGGCUGAUGGUGGCGGUAAACGACACUCUGGAGAAAAGGAACUCAGCCAGACUCUUGCUGGACACCAUUAUCCACGAUAUUGCUGUGACCAGCCAGGAUUUCUUUGCGGACCUGGAGCCGAUCAUACUUGACACAUAGACUUGAAAAUGAGAUGCAAGGAACCUGCUUUUUAAAACAACACCAAUUGUCACUCGUGGAAAGGUCAAAUUCCAUUUAACAGCAUGGAUUUUGUAAAAAGUGUACAAUAUGUUUUUGUAAUAUAAUUAUUUUUGUUUAGGAAUGAAUUCUUUUUCAUUACAAAAUAUAUUAGUCAAUCCUCAUAAUCGGUACCAAUCUGCUAAAAAAUUAAUUUAAAUGUUUUUGUUUUUUUAUUUUAAUCUGUCAUUGAAGUACUCAAACUGCGUGUUGUUUCAUUUCAGGAAACUGUAUUUCUUUUUUGUAUGUGGCCCCAUCCAUCCAUCCAUUUUCUACUGCUUGUCCCUUUUUUUGGAUUGUGGGGAGCCCAUCUCAGCUGCAUUCGGGCGGGGUACUGCAGUGUACACCCUGGACAUGUCGCCACCUCAUCGCAGGGCCAACACAGACAGACAGACAGACAGACAACAUUCACACUCACAUUCACACACCAAGGUCAAUUUAGUGUUGUCAAUCAACCUAUCCCCAGGUGCAUGUUUUUGGAGGUGGGAGGAAGCAUGAAUACCCGGAGGGAACCCACGCAGUCACGGGGAGAACAUGCAGGCUCAUAAUCCGAAAAUAACUCAUCCAUCCAACCCUUUUUUCCCCGCUUAUCCGAGGUCAGGUCGCGGGGGCAGCAGCCUAAGCAGAGAAGCCCAGAGUUUCCUCUCCCCAGCCACUUCGUCCAGCUUCUAAGAACCAGGGGAUCCUGAGGCGUUCCCCGGCCAGCCGGGAGACAUAGUGAAGUGAAGUGAAUUAUAUUUAUAUAGCGCUUUUUCUCUAGUGACUCAAAGCGCUUUACAUAGUGAAACCCAAUAUCUAAUUUUUUUAUUUUUUUUUACAUUUAAACCAGUGUGGGUGGCACUGGGAGCAGGUGGGUAAAGUGUCUUGCCCAAGGACACAAUGGCAGUGACUAGGAUGGUGGAAGCGGGAAUUGAACCUGGAACCCUCAAGUUGCUGGCCCGUCCGCUCUACCAACCGAGCUAUACCACCCCCAUAGUCUUCCCCGGUCGGACGUGCCCUAAAAACCUCCUUAGGGAGGCGUUCGGGUGGCAUCCUGGCUACUCUCCAUGUGGAGGAGCAGCGGCUUUACUUUGAGCUCCUCCCGGAUGGCGGAGCUUCUCACCUUAUCUCCAAGGGAACCCGACGGAGGAAACUCAUUUCGGCCGCUUGUACUCGUGAUCUUGUCCUUUUGAUGAAAUCCAAAGCUCAUGACCAUAGGUGAGGAUGGGAACGUAGAUCAACAGGUAAAUUGAGAGCUUUGCCUUCCGACUCAGCUCCUUCUUCACCACAACGGAUCGAUACAGCGUCCGCAUUACUGAAGACGCCGCACCGAUCCGCAUGUCGAUCUCACGAUCCAUUCUUCUCUCACUCGUGAACAAGACUCCGAGGUACUUGAAAUCCUCCGAAAAUAACUCAUCAGAGUAAAAAUAAAAGUUUUCGCAUAUAGUAAAUGUGGUUGAUUGGAAGUAGCGCACAUGUGUUUGUAUUUGGUCACAUAAUCCCUUAAUAGCAUUGUUCUACUAAGGUCAAAGUGCACAUGUCCAUCCGCGGUGCUGCAGGGAUUUCCCAGGAAAGUAACAUCUGGUAGAAGGUCCACACAUAGGGACAGGUAUAGGGGUCGGAGGUCACCGUACCCAAAUUGAUCACAGGGGAUAGGAUGACUAGUCAAGUAAAUAAACUGGGUGGUAUGGAGGCUGUCCGGCAUCAAGAUUAGACCCACUGGGUGUACAACAAAUGGUAUUUAAAUACAGUGUUCUGACAGGAAAGCAGAAUGAAGAGAUUUAAAACACUUCUUCUCCUAGAGCUGCAGCUCUAGUCAGAGGCUCGCUGAAACAA